Molecule: messenger RNA, 1725 nt
Organism: Sinocyclocheilus grahami
Lineage: Eukaryota; Metazoa; Chordata; Actinopteri; Cypriniformes; Cyprinidae
Product: growth/differentiation factor 9-like
Exons: 2
Coding region: 257-1528 (423 amino acids)
Cellular component (GO): extracellular region
Molecular function (GO): cytokine activity; growth factor activity
Source: RefSeq, a predicted model, not a curated record
GCAAUAAAAUCCAAACCAUAUCUUGAGCUUGAAUUACGCAGAGAAUCAAACAGCGGAGACGCGUAAAAUCUAAAUAUGUGAAAACGUACUACGUAUAUUAACAUUGUGUGGAUAUCUACACCGGCUUUUCUGAAAAAAAAAAAAAAAAAAAAAAUUUUUUUUGAUCGCCUUGAUUGCGCACACCUGUGUGUCAGGUAAGGCCGACGGAAGCGCGUUUGGACGCAGACUCCGAAGUCUUCUCCGGACUGUAUUUAUUAUGGCGACGCCGCUUUUUAAACCUGGUGCGCGUUGUUCCUUUAUGAUUCUCGCGAUUAUCGGCCUGUCAUUUACAUCAUGCUACAACUUGGAAAACGAGUCUGUGGAACCCGACUUGUCCCUGCACCAUGGGAAUAUCCUGAGCCCUUUGCUGAAGGCUUUGUCGGAGCAGAACCCGUGGGGAGAUUUCACACCACGAGCCAAACCCGACUCCAGGUAUGUGCGUUACAUGAAGAGACUGUACAAACUAUCAUCCAAACCGGACAGGAGUCAAGAAGCCUCGCACCUGUACAACACUGCCCGUCUGAUCACGCCUCGAGAGGAGUGUCUCGAGCAAAACCGAGAGUUCUUCAUGCAGGAUAUUUCCUACAGUCUGAAUCGAGUGAGGUCUCAGGAGCAGCUGCUGAAGUCGGUCCUGCUUUACUCUUUCGACCACAACCACAUCGCCCCCUUCACGUCGCUCUGCUAUCUCGACGUGAAAGAACAGAAGCCCUCGAAGGACCAGAUGUGUUCUCCGCACUUCGGCACGCAGCAGUCGGUGCCGCUUCUCAGCUUCCGCGUCCACACCGAGAGAAGGGUCCGCCGCCGCUGGGUGGAGGUCGACGUGACCUCGUUCCUCCAUCCUCUCAUUCAAGCCCAUAAGCAAGACAUCCAUCUGCUGAUCAACCUGACCUGCGUUGAAGACAUGAUCCCCAGACCCGGAGGCCGGGUUCACAAGAGCCCAGUGGAGUUAACUCACAGAUCCCCAUCUCUUCUCCUGUACCUUAAUGACACCAGCGAGGUUGCGUACCAGAGAAGAGCCUCACGAGGUAGGAUUGUAGACCUGACAUCAAACCACUGGGAUGGAAAGUCCACAUGGUGGGAUUCGAUUUCACGAAAGAGACGAGGCACUCUAAAGAGCACCAGUUCGCCGGAAACCAGCGCGCCGAAACUCGUCCCCAUAUACGACUUCCCCACAGACGACUGUGACCUGUAUGAUUUCAAAGUGAGCUUCAGUCAGCUCAAACUGGACCAUUGGAUCAUAGCGCCUCACAAAUACAACCCGAGGUACUGUAAGGGAUCUUGUCCGAGGGCUGUGGGAUAUAUUUAUGGGUCUCCGGUGCACACGAUGGUUCAGAACAUCAUUUACGAGAAGCUAGACUCCUCUGUGCCUAGACCUUCAUGUGUGCCUUCAGAAUAUAAUCCGUUAAGUGUUUUGACCAUUGAGAACGACGGCUCCAUUGCUUACAAGGAGUACGAGGAGAUGAUCGCUAUCAGAUGCACCUGUCGAUAAGAUUCCGGGGGUUUUUUUUGUGUGAUGCAUUGCUUUGUAAAACACUGACCUGUUUUUUUUUUUUUGCACUGGCCAUUCUUAUAAUGAAGAUGAUUAAUGACCACAUGAAUUGGAUAAUUUGCUGCAAUGUUUUGUUUAACAUUACCUUUUUAUCUGAUUCAUUAAUGCUUAGAAUAUUCAAAUCAAUUAUGCAAUUG